CGUCAAACCCAAGAUCACAGAGAUUAAAACGCUUUGACUGCGUCACUGUAGUGCACUAUAAUUAUCGAUAAUGACGAUUUUGACGUAAGCCACAUUUUGAUUUAUCUUUAUUGAUCACUCUCCACACAUUUUGCGGUGAAGGAAAACAACUGUCUUAUACAACACACAAAAUCAUAUCCACUGUAAAGAAAUUAAGGGAUUGACAAAUUGACCGCCACUUCACUGACAGAAUAUGUUUAGAUGUACAUAGCUCAAUAUUUUAAUCCUGACUAUUUCCUUCAUAAAUUCAUUUCGCCUAUAUUUUUAUCUAACCUGUCAAACAUAGUUAAAAAUAUUUCACUAAUAAACCCUGUUCAUUGGCCCGCUUGUGCAAACAUCUUAAUCUUAUAAUCUGUAACCCGUAACGACUACAAACUUUCAACUAUUUAAUUUUCCCAAUCUCAUUUCAGAUGUGACAAACAAGUUCAUUUGAUGAAGAAAUUGGAUAACCUCAGGAAAAGUUAAGAACGAAAAAGUACCCAACAGAGUGAUCAAUAUUAUUCUGGUUUUCUGAAGGAAGGUAUAUAAAAACAUGAUUCAGUGAAAAGUAGUUUAGAAAUGACUGAAAGCUGAUGUAAAUAAUGUACUUAAUGCAGUAAAGACAUUUGAGUGAUGUCAGUUGAGGAUUACCCGACUUUAUAUUAGAUAGCUCUCAGUUCUAAACUGUUCUUCCUAUACUUAGCCAUUUACUUAUUCGUCCUAUACUUAGCCAUUUACUUAUUCGUCCAAUAUAACUAUAGAGGAUUAGAGCUGCGCAAACUCCGGUUAUUUUAGCACUCAAUCAUCAGUGGUGUCCAAUAAGAAAAGAUGGUUAGAAUUACGAAACGGAUCGGAGCAAGUAACUAAACUUUAUAGUAACUUCAAAUCAUUCAGCUUAAUUUUUCCAUUACCAAAAGUUCAUUGAAAUAUGAAAUCAUUUUUCAUAAUUUUGUCUGCUGGACUUCUUGCCGGAGUUUUCCAACUCCGGCUAAAUGUAAGCAAGCUCUAUGUAACUCUAUAAAACAGCUCUAUGUAACUACGGGAGGAGAGUUCCCGGAGAAAAACCUACACUGUCCUCAUAAUCACUUGUGAUUCAUGAGAAAUGUAUAGUCCCACCUCAUGAUAUACCAAGAGUUGCAUUGAAGUGUCAUGAUCUUUUUUAGGAAGUUCAGACACAAACCACGACAGUUUAUUAACUUUAUUGUAAAAGACUACCUACACAGAGAUAUCUAACUGUGUUAUUCAUCUUAAAUAUAGGUGCCAACAAAAUGCAACGCAAGGCAGGAUUUUCUCGACUUUCAGUCGUCAAAGAAUCGGAAAACACGAAAAAUCAACCUCGUGCAAAGCUUCAAAACAAAAAGAAGACUGUCUCGGCGCCAUUAGUGAAAUUUCAAAAUCUUGUUUCAACCAUAACUAUGACUCGCGCACUACUCAAUCGAAGUCAGCUGCGCAAACAAAAUACGAGCGGGGACUCGGGCGAGUUUCAUAUGAGUCAUGCUACGUCACCUGACGACGACGAUCGACGACCAGAUACGACACUGACCGAUCCUAGCAUGAUCAGAAGUGAUGUUUUAAGUCGGUUAAAUAUGAGUGAUCACUUCCGGUUUUCAACAAGACCCAAUAGGAAGUUUCAGGUGAGAUAUAUAAAAUCUCGUACCCAGGUCCUUCUCGUGAAUCUCGCGGGUUUAUGGAGAAGAGUCUGGGUUCAAGGUUGACUAGAAUGAGUGCCCCCAUACACCAGAGGUUCACGACCUUGAAAUACCAGUAUCUCUUCUUCAAUUUGAUCUAGGAAAUGAAAGUAUGCAAAGCCAUCAAAGAAGUUUUAGAAGAACGAUUACAAGGUUGUACAUACAACGCUGAAUUUUGUCAGGAGAUUUCUCCAAUCCUAGCUGAUGUUAUUAAGGAACGCGUCAAGAGACUGUUGUUCCCGCGCUAUAAGAUCAUAUGCCACGUGCUCAUGGGUCAGGUGACCGGACAGGGCAUGCGCAGUGCAAGUCGUUGUGCAUGGAAUGAAGAAUUUGAUAAUUUUGCGCAGUAUUGUUACCAGACUCCUACACUAUAUGCAAUCGGGGUUGUCUAUGGUGUAUAUGCUGAAUAGAACCGGAGCGGCAAACUUGAAAAUUCACCAUUCCUUGGCCAAAUGGUUUCUUGUGAUGAACAUUCGAGAUUACAAAUCGAAAUAAACACGAUGUUUGCCACAAAACUUAACAAUUUUACUUUUCCUAACGACACAAGAGUCAACUGUCAAGACAACUUUACUUCGGGUACGACGGGUAACACCAGAUAUUUUACGCUUAACACCUUUGCAAAGUCCAAACAAUUUUGCCCGUCAUUGGGCGAGUGGUUCAUUUGUAUUUUUGAACAUUAUUUUGUACAUGAUUACAGUUAAGAGUGUAUAAUUAAUUAAAAGUAUUCAUGGUCCUGGAUGUUCUAAACCUGGACUUAACAAGCGACCGUCCGAUAUUCAGGUUAUAGGAUGUUCUCUGAGGCAGGGCCGCCCAGAGGUUGGCGGGGGCCCUGGGCAAUUUUUUUUAGGGGCUUUUUCCGGAUAACAACCCCCCCCCCCCCCCCCCCCAAAAAAUUUUCGGUCUGUACCAUUUUAGGGGUAAAAAAA
This is a messenger RNA of Paramuricea clavata, 2632 nucleotides long. NCBI's taxonomy places the organism in Eukaryota, Metazoa, Cnidaria, Anthozoa, Malacalcyonacea, Plexauridae. The record is from the annotation of a GenBank genome assembly.